Molecule: messenger RNA, 1199 nt
Organism: Medioppia subpectinata
Lineage: Eukaryota; Metazoa; Arthropoda; Arachnida; Sarcoptiformes; Oppiidae
Source: the annotation of a GenBank genome assembly
AACAGAUUAGAUGUGAUUUUAGGAAAAGUCGGUUCAAAAGCUAAAGACGUUUACGAAUCAAAGCUUAGUUUGGCCUCAAGAAUAGUCAAAGUGGAAAGAGCUGUGGAGGACAUCGAGAGUAAAAUCGAUCAAUUGAUGGAAAUGUAUUUGGAGGACAGGGCGAGGAUGACUGCUAUGGCAUUGUCUGGCUUAGCACAUGUGCCAUCACUAGCAACUCAACAUCAUGUGGGCUCUGCAAUGUCUAACCAAACGCCUCCGCCUCCCCCUCCGAGUACACCGGUGUCACAAUCCUUUCCAAACGGCUCAUUGUCUCCGUUAGCGUCGGCAACACUGGCGAAGCCAAAGCCAAUACUCAUUGAUAAGCAAUCAUCAGAACCUAAUACUCCAAUCGCCAGAUGUGUCGACAAACAGAUCCAAAGAGGAAACUCCGAUUUAAGUCAGAGGUUUGUGAAGAAAAGGGUCACUUUGAGACACUCGUUGGACACAGCAGUGAACCGGUGCUCCAGUGCUGGCACUCAACGAACUGUAAGCGAAGCCCAUAGGAGUGCGAGAAGUGAUUCGUCAAUAAUCGGUGGUAUAAUGUUGUCGUCGGCGACGGCAUCGGCGCCAGCCAUCAAACUCGAGACAGACGUCGACACCAAUCAUACAAAUGCACAAAACGACUCAAGAGUGACACUCUCUUCGGCCGAUUCGGUGGAUCGGGAAAUGGUGUCGGAGUCGAGCACUUUAGGCACAGAACUAGAAUCUCUGUGUAUUAGCGAUGAAAUGGGUUCUGUUUUGGGCAGAGAUUCAUCCGAUUUUGAUUACAUCGAUGACAUACCUAUGAGUUCCACAGCUAGUCGUAAGAGUAGUCAAGAGAGUUAUACCACAUCUACUAGAGAGCAGACUAGAGACCACACUAGAGACCACUUCGAUAGGCUUUUAAUACCGGAAAUACCGGAUACGGGCAACGAAUCUGACUGUGAGUUAAGUCAGACAACUGUCAUCCACGCAGAAACACAAUCAUUGUUAAGUCCGAUGAUAGGAACACCUCCUGAAUCAACUAAACUACAUCCCAAAUACCAUCAUCAUCCACAUCAUAGUCACCAUCAUGCACAUCAUCACUAUAAAUCAUCUCAUCAAUCCGACAAUUUAUAGCUAGUUCUUACAAAUCAAUUCAAUUUAGUUACAAUUCAUUCUUCUCAUUAUAUUUAGACCCC